Messenger RNA from Trichoderma breve, 1887 nucleotides. RefSeq lists its product as uncharacterized. The transcript has 6 exons. Bases 1 to 1887 code for a protein of 628 amino acids. NCBI's taxonomy places the organism in Eukaryota, Fungi, Ascomycota, Sordariomycetes, Hypocreales, Hypocreaceae. The record is from RefSeq and is a predicted model, not a curated record.
AUGUACAACGAUCCAGCCAAAACUGCAUCGCAUGAACAACGCCGCAUCGAAACAAUGUUUGGCAAAAUGGAGUCACAAGCGAGCACUAUAUUUCGCCGCAUUGUCAAAAACCAUGAAGCCGGUGACGCAGCUGUGACCCUGACAAGAAUUGAGAGAGAUUUGCUCCGCAAGUUUCUAUUUCUAUUGAAGUAUCGCGGCUCUGGGUUUCACCAACGCUUCUAUCAUGAUAAGCCUGAGGACUACUGUUCCAAGGAUCGAGAGCUACUUCUUGAAUAUAUGAAGGAGCACCACUUCUCCACACCGAGGGAUGUGUGGUAUCACAAUCUGGAAACAAUCAUGAACUUGGAAAUGGACCCUGAACGCAAAUGGACCGACGAACUCCCAUGCAAAAUGUUUUCUGACGACGCGUAUUGGUUUAUUAUGCAUUGCGAAACAUAUUAUAUGGCCAUAUGUACCCCUUCAGAGGUCACAGAUGAGUUUAUCCUGACAGAUAAUUGUUACAACGUUUUUGAAGGUCCUAGUACUUUCCGCAGGGAUGUCACAGGCAAGAUGAUAGGCGGUUAUCAUGCCGGAUAUCACGAAUUUGCACCCAUAUCACCGCGUCUGAUAAUCGUCUUACGGUGUCUUGCACUACCAAAUCCUGAGGAAGACUACAAUUGGGAAAUUAGCCAGGCGCGUAAUGAUGCCCUCUGGUCAUCGUUCCAGCGUGUUUACGGUGAGGACACGAAAUCAAUGCUGGAAGAUCUGCCAAUAAAGAAGUGCAGGAAUAAUUACUCUGAAAUUAUUAAUGGAGAGGCUCAUGCUGUUGCGGGAUAUGAUGGGAAAUUUCGGCCAACAGAUAAGUUUCACUUUACAUAUCAUCCCAUCAAAAGUGGCCAUGUGAACACCAUAAACAACAUUUUUUUGGAUAAUGCAGGCGGAUUCAGCACAAUAGCUUACCGAAACAAAGAAAACAUCAAACAAAUACUGGAGUCCUAUGUGAGUGGACCAUGCGACUCAUUCAAGAUUGUGGGCGGCGAUGAUCCGGACAGUCGAUACUCGUUUCUGCGAGGGUUAGAGACUCUUGCCAAGCACCUAGGUUCGCAAAACUCCCUUGUAUGGAGAACUAUGAAAAUGGUUCCGACGAUUUCUAGGAGGCAAUCAACGGAUAAGCCACUAGAAUUUCGAAGAGUGAUGCAGAGAUUGCAGAAUGGCCUUUCGCGUGAUGAUCCAGUGGCUAUCUUUUUUGACCUAUACAUGAAGCUUGGUGGGAAAGCACUAUUUGAUCGAGACGUGCCCCAGGCCGGGAAAAUGGUUUAUUUCCAAAGUGUGAUCGAAUCACUGAGUGUUGGUUGCAGUGAAAUGAUCCAAAUGCGAAAUAGGAAAGAGCAAUUCGGAUAUCGUGAUGAAACACAAGAUGAGAUUGACCUUCUCGUGACUGAGGAAGUAAGAGAAGGUCCAGAAGAUAUAUUUGCUCAGAGCUCUCAGCUCUAUACUGAGAAUACGUUAAAUAAAUUGAUGCAGACCACGGUACUUAACGACAUUGUAACUCGAAAAUAUAUGAUAGAAAGCCUGUGGGAACAUGCCUUCAGGACUAAAUAUAUCGUCUCUCAUGCGCUAUUUCAUUCCGUUAUCUUCAUCCGUCCAGGCAAAAUUCGAGACUGCGGUAUUCCAGAGGUUGAGCUGUUGGCUCAGCAAGAGGAGGAAAGCCUCCGCACGGAAGGUACACGCGGUGGGCUAUUCCAUCUUCCUUUUGCUUCCGAGGAAGAACAAUUGGAGUUGAUGGUGAGAGUUCAUGUGAGAUCAAAUUUUCAAGUGGCUAUGGGAGGGAAGGCUGAAGAUGGUUUAUUGCGAGAACUGGAGGACGUAUUUUUUAGAUUGACCUUUCCAACUCCGCCUUUGGGUUAA